AUUCCCCUGAUUCACCUACCUUCGAGACAUUUUGUCCUCCCCCACCCCCUUUCCACAAACACACACCUCCUCUUCGAAUACCGCGAUAAUUGUAUAAGUCGAAAAAUACCAUACAUAUAAGGCCGGCAAUGCACUGCGCGCGAAGACCGAUCUUACGCAAACGACGAACGAAAUCGAAAAAGUAACCACUGAACCCCGCCAUGGCGACGAUCACCGACUGCACCCCUGCGCCAGCAAAGUACUCGAGGUACAGGUCAGUAAGGAAGGCAAAUACGGCCGCGAUGGCGACUCCAGCGCCUCCAGCAGCGUCGCGAGACAAGACACAGCCAGAGGGCGGAAUUGCACAGAGGAGCAUGUCCCGGUAUAGACGGAGGGGAGCGACACAGGACGCGCAAGCGACGCCGCUGCCCACGCGACCUAUUCCUGCGGGCGCAAUCCCACAAGACCAUCUAGGCCGACGAGACGACAGGACCACGCACCUUCCCUCUCCUCGCUCGCCGUCACCACCACCAACACCCCUCUCUCCGCAGGAGGAAGAAGCCCGUCUCCGGCGCGCGCACGAGCGCACACAGGCGCAGCGACUGGAGCGCCAGAAAUCAGAUGAAGAGGAGGCGCAUCGCAUACUUGCUGAGCAGAAGCGGAAGGAUCUGGAGAGGUUGGAGAUUACACUUGCGGCAGCUGUAGCUGCACCGGGGCCUCUGUCUACUACGCCCGUGAGCGGGGGGAAGUUUAAGAUCUUUGGGCGGAAGAAGGGUUCUGCGAAGGUUACGGCGACGCCGCCAGGAUCGGGGGGGAAGGUAGAGGCGAAGGUGGAGACGAGGAGCACAAGCGAUGAGAUGAGUGGGAGGAGGGUAGAGGCAGCGAUGGUGGGGAUGGAUGCGCCUGUUUCGGCUGUGAAUGCUGGAGAGAGGCGUGUCCUCAUCCGCUUCAAGCAAGCCUCCAUCAACCUACCCGUGACCCCGACAACCACGGCCCAAGAGCUGAUCUACUCCGCAACCAACAUCCUCUCCGGGUCCGUCACCCCCGACUCCGCCAUCCUGCGCGAGUCCUACGCCUCCGCCGGCGUAGAGCGUCGCAUCCGCCGCUAUGAGCACGUCCGCGACAUUAUGAACUCCUGGGACCGCGACACACAGAACGCGCUCGUGCUCUCCGGCUCCGACUCCCCCCGCCACGACACAGACCUAUGGCCACACACCGCGCCCCGGAGACGACCCGACCAAUUCUCUGCCCAGCUCCAACACUCCCACAAGCCCGGCCGGUGGAUAAAAUCGUACAUCACGCUCCUCCCCAGCGGACAGCUCUACGCGCACCGCAAAUCUGGCGGCAAACUCACCGACAAAGACGCCCUCGCCCUCUGCCACAUCUCCGACUUCGACGUCUACGUCCCCAUCGCCUCGCACCUCCGCAAGCUCGCCCCGCCCAAAAAGCAUUGCUGCGCCAUCAAAUCGCAACAAAAAGCAACCAUGUUCCUCUCCGCCGAGAACUUCGUCCACUUCUUCUGCACCGACGACGCCUUCACCGCAGAUGCCUUCCAAUCCGCCGUCCAGAGAUGGCGUUCCUGGUACCUCGUCUCCACCAUGGCUCGCGCCGCCACCACCAAGACAUCCCCUACCUCAACGCCAUACACACUCGGCUCCUUCGAGCCCCUCGCCGUCUCCAUCCCAUCCACCACCUCCCCGGCUCCCAUAUCCGCCUCGGCAGACCGCCAAAUCCCAUUCCACCACCGCCACUCCCUCCUCCCCCGCUCGCAACCCGCGACCGCGACUCCCCCACCGCAACCGCCUCCCCCGACGAGACCUUCUACCCCUCCUCCCUCCUCGGCCCAACCUACUCCCAGCGCGCACGCCAAGCCGCAGCACGCGACCUGGUCGGUGGGUCCGCAAACCCCGAUUUCGCCGCUGGCCCCUUCAUCGCCGGCCCCUCCCUCCUCAACACCGCCAUAUCCCCCAUCGACAACGCCGGAUCCGCGGGCGCGAGCGCAUCCUCGGGAUUGAAGCGCGGAUUAUCGACGCGGUCGCGCGCGGGGACGAUAUCAGGAAAGUCACUCGCGGAUGCGCCGCCUGUGCCGGGGAUUCCGGCGCCGUUGUUGGAUUUUAAGACGGGGUUUGUGGAGGCGCCGCAGUGGAGGGGGG
Pseudogymnoascus destructans is the source of this 2132-nucleotide messenger RNA. RefSeq lists its product as uncharacterized. The transcript has 2 exons. NCBI's taxonomy places the organism in Eukaryota, Fungi, Ascomycota, Leotiomycetes, Thelebolales, Thelebolaceae. The record is from RefSeq and is a predicted model, not a curated record. Bases 201 to 1994 code for a protein of 597 amino acids.